Corylus avellana is the source of this 687-nucleotide messenger RNA. NCBI's taxonomy places the organism in Eukaryota, Viridiplantae, Streptophyta, Magnoliopsida, Fagales, Betulaceae. The record is from RefSeq and is a predicted model, not a curated record.
AUGGCUGGAGCUAAUAAAAGACUACGACUGCAUAAUCAAUUAUCACCCCGGGAAAGCCACGUGGUUGCGAAUGCCUUAAACAGAAAAUCAAGAAGUGAGAUAGCGUGCUUAAAAGCCUUGCCCCAUAAUCUGAAGAUGGACAUUGAGAAGCUCGAUAUGGAGAUUGUGAUAGGAGAGGUACAAGUGUUAAUGGCAAAACUCGAGAUUAAACCCACGCUACUAGAGGACAUCCGCAUGGCCCAAGAAAAAGAUGAGGAGAUCAUUCGAAUUAAGGAGAGAGUCAACAAGGGUCAAGCUUUGGGAUUUUAUGCCACAUCUAAUGGUUUGUUCAGAUACCAGAAUCGACGAGACAUUGCUGAAUUCAUAGAGCGAUGCUCGACAUGUCAACAAGUCAAAGUGGAACAUCAAAAGCCUGCACGACCAUUGCAACCUCUAGAGAUACCGGUAUGGAAAUGGGAAGGAAUAGCCAUGGACUUUUUAGUGGGGUUACCACGAACUCAGGCUGGGUAUGAUGCAAUAUGGGUGAUUGUGGAUAGGUUGACUAAAGCAGCUCAUUUCAUACCAAUAAAGGUGAAGCACUCACUCGAGAAGCUGACAAAAAUUUAUUUACAGGAGAUUGUUCGAUUACAUGGGGUACCAAAAUCAAUAGUGUCGGAUAAAGAUUCUCGUUUUACGUCAAGAUUCUGA